Oldenlandia corymbosa var. corymbosa is the source of this 3564-nucleotide messenger RNA. The record is from the annotation of a GenBank genome assembly. NCBI's taxonomy places the organism in Eukaryota, Viridiplantae, Streptophyta, Magnoliopsida, Gentianales, Rubiaceae.
AUGAGGGGUGAAACUCAUGGCAAUUCAGGGGAGCAGUCUAGUAGUUUUCCAGUUAAUGUUGUUCCUUGUGAUGAGUCCAGUGGACGUAAUGGUAAACUGAACAUUUCUUUUCAAACGGGUGAGGAAUUUUCCGAAGAGUUUCUUAGGGAACGUCGUACUCCUAAAAAACCACUUGUCACAGAUGAUGCAUUUCAGCAACAAGCAAGUAGGAAUGGAGCAAAUGUUGGUCAGAAUCGUCCGCUUGUGUAUGAGGAUCUUACUGGCCUUCUUGGAAUCAAGAGAAGAGACUCCGAGAGUGGUACAGAAACAUCUGAGUUUUCGGCUGGGGAAGGAUAUGGAUUGGAUGGAGAGAACCAUGAAAGGUAUGAUAGUGCCAAUAGAUACCGUAGGGAAUAUGCAGCUAGUGGCCUGCAAAAAUCAAAGUUUUCUGAUGGGGGUAGUGGCGGAAGGGGUGUUUCAGGUCAUGCAUCAGAUUCCCCCAAUGCAUACCAACCUUAUAAUCGCGGCUUAGGGUUUACAGAUGGUUCUUCCUCUGGUAAAAUGAAGUUCCUUUGUAGCUUUGGAGGAAGAAUUUUGCCUAGGCCAAAUGAUGGGAAGCUUAGGUAUGUAGGUGGGGAAACACGAAUCAUGUCAAUCAGAAAAAGUUUAACUUACAGUGAAGUUGUCAAGAAGACUACUACAAUCUGCAAUCAACCUCAUACAAUUAAGUACCAGCUACCUGGCGAGGACCUUGACGCAUUGAUAUCUGUCUCUUGUGAUGAGGAUCUUCAUCAUAUGAUAGAGGAAUAUCAUGAUUUGGAAAGAAGUUCUCAGAGAUUGCGGAUAUUUCUUGUGUCUUUAAAUGAUCCAGAUAGCCCAUGCUCUUUGGAAGGAAGAUCUGUGCCACAGACAGAUGCUGACUAUCAUUAUGUUGUUGCUGUUAAUGGCAUGUUAGAUCCAAGUCCUCGGAGGAGUUCCAGCAGGGAGAGUCUAGGAAGUCAGAUAGCAAACGCGAUGGAAGGUAGUCCUACUGUUCAACGUGAAUCUCCUACAUCCUUUCAUCCCCUGGAAGUCCAGGAUGGAGGCACUUCCUUGAACAAAAUGAGCCAUCCAAGCACCAUUACUCAGGUUUUCAGUCCCUCUCCACAUUACACUUCUAAGGCAUAUUUUGCUCCACCAAUGUUCCCAUUACCAGUGCAACAUAAAGAAUCGAAGAACUCCCAUGUAAAGUUCUAUGAAGAUAUUACUCGUGCUGAAGGUCAUGAAUUCAGAAGUCCAAAUGCUAUGGACCAUAAAGUAUAUGACACUUAUCAUAUUAAUACCUCCAGCUACUACCAUGAUCCACAGCAAGAUAGUGUGCCAGUCAAACGAAGCUACCCCGCAAUCAGCCAUUAUAUGGAAUCCAAUCAGGUUGCUCAACUGCAUCCUCAGUUUCACAGCCGUGCUAACGAUUUUUUAGCUUUUCCAUCUUUUAGUAAAGUUGAAGCUGAUACAAAAAGGGAUGUGUCAUCUGACAUGAAUUUGCAAUCUGAAAAUUUUCACAUUUCUGAAGACUCACUAGUUCAGUUCCCUGGAAAUUCAGUCUUAAUAAAUCCUGCCAGCCGAAUGGUACGUGAAUUAUCUCAGCCUCAGUUAUUUAGAGAUGGAGGUACGAGUGUCCCUCUUGAGGAUAUGAGCACAUUCAGAUCAAAAUUUGUGAUGGAAAAAUCACCUUCCUUUUCUGGGUCUUCACAAAGGACAGAUCAACAGCUUGAGAAUGCAGAAAAGUGCCACUCUGACUCUGCGAGAAAUGAGCACAUCUGGAACAUGGGAGGGUUUGAAGGCGAAAAAAAUUGGAUGCACACAGACACAUCUUUGGACCAAUGUAGAAAUGCAUCAAAUGCUACUUCUAUGGCAGAUAGAAGUAACUUACCCACGACCGUGCAACAAUUUGGUGAAAUGGUCAUUGACCGAAGCGUACAAACAGAGGGAAAAAGCCUGAGGAGCAAAAAUUCUACAUCAACAUUGUCUUCACCAGGUAGAACCGGAGAAGCCUGGAGAGGACCACAAAGAGAUGGUCAAUCAAGGCCUGAUGAAUCCGACUUGAUUAUCAAAAGCCAGAAAGAAAGCAUGGAUCGGGAUCAUAGAGGGACUGUUGUAUUCAGCAGUAGAGCCAUUGACAGAUCCCAUGGACGUCAGACUGCUACAAAUCAAGGAAUCGAUGAAUUAGCAGGAACGUCUAUUGCACCUUUUAACUUGAAUUAUCCUCCGAAUAAUGAUAUUAUGUUUGCUACCUCAGUAGAUAGCAGUAGAUCAAUGACUGUGGAUCCUCUCCAUCAGGGAACAGCGAAUGAUUAUCACUGGACGACAGGAAAAAUUUCUCGCGAGAGUGAGGAAAAAGAGAAUAUCAAUAAUGAUUCCUCAGAGAAAUCAUCUUUUCAGGAUCAGAUGUCUGCUUCUGAUCAUUCAACUAAGGAGUACAUUUCUAACAUACCAGAAACCACUGUCAUUGUUGAAGAUGUGACUGAUUCCAUUCCCUCAGAUAUUCCAUCUUCUCGAGCAGUUAUCCCUCUCAUUCAAGAUGAGCCAAGUGAUGGGAUUAUGUCCACCGAAGAAGAGACAGAGACUGAAUCUGUGGCUCUCGAGUCUGAACAUGAGGAAGGGAAUGCUGAUGAUGAUGGUAAAAAUGACUCCAUUGGAGAUUCUGUUAUGUUUGAAAUGGAAGCUGGGAUCUACGGUUUACAGAUCAUUAAAUAUGGCGAUCUUGAGGAGCUGCAAGAGUUAGGAUCAGGAACAUAUGGAACUGUGUACCAUGGGAAGUGGAGGGGAACCGAUGUAGCUAUAAAGAGAAUUAAAAAGAGUUGUUUUGCUGGGAGACAUUCAGAGCAAGACCGACUGGCUAAAGAUUUCUGGAGAGAGGCUCAGAUUCUCUCUAAACUUCAUCAUCCAAAUGUUGUGGCAUUCUAUGGCGUAGUACCUGAUGGGCCUGGGGGAACAUUAGCAACCGUUACUGAAUACAUGGUUGAUGGAUCAUUAAGACAUGUCCUCUUAAGGAAGGGGGCACUUGACAGACGCAAGAAACUUAUGAUAGCACUAGAUGCUGCGUUCGGUAUGGAGUAUUUGCACUUGAAAAAUGUUGUUCAUUUUGAUUUGAAAUGCGACAACUUGCUGGUAAACUUGGGAGAUCCUCAAAGACCUGUGUGCAAGGUUGGUGAUUUUGGACUGUCAAGAAUAAAACGGAACACACUUGUUUCUGGCGGUGUCCGAGGAACACUUCCGUGGAUGGCCCCUGAGCUUCUGCACGGAAGCAGUAAUCGAGUCUCUGAAAAAGUGGAUGUAUUUUCAUUUGGAAUCACAAUGUGGGAGAUGCUGACAGGAGAAGAGCCUUAUGCAAAUUUGCAUUGUGGUGCUAUCAUAGGUGGGAUUGUAAAUAACACACUCCGACCUCGUAUUCCAGAUCGUUGUGAUCCCGAAUGGAGGAAGUUGAUGGAAGAGUGCUGGUCACCGGAUCCAGCCGCGAGGCCAUCAUUCACAGAGAUAACGAAUAGGUUACGCGUAAUGUCAAUGGCGCUUCAAGCCAAGAGACAAAACCGGGCUAGAAGAUGA